This is a messenger RNA of Seminavis robusta, 1467 nucleotides long. The record is from the annotation of a GenBank genome assembly. Lineage: Eukaryota; Bacillariophyta; Bacillariophyceae; Naviculales; Naviculaceae.
AUGCAGGCUGAGAAACCGGCUGAAAAGCCAAAGAAACCCAAAGGGCGAAAGAAAGAUUGGGUGAUGGAAGCCGGAGCAGGUGCGCCGCCACCUGAGAAACCAUCACCACCCAGCUCUCCUGAGUUGGUCGCAGGUUGGUACCCUACACAUCCUGACAUGACUGGUCGUCUUUCCUACUCUCCAGACUCUGACGAACUUGAACUUGCUCGUGCCGUUGCAGAAGCCCAGGUGGAGAACAUGCAGAAAACUGCUCGGAAGAAGGCAACACUUGCUGCUGCCGCUGCUGAAAAUCGUUUGUUUGAUUGCACUCAGGAGAAGUUUCUGAAUGAAAUGGAUGUGGCUGCCUUGGCUGAUGCCACAGCAGGAUCUAAGGCGAAGACUCCCCAAGCAGCUGCUGCUUCUUGGAAUACCCCACCGACCAACACAUCGGUGCCUAUUAUUCCUCGGGCCCCUGCUCCUCGACAGUUUGCUCCUGUAUUCCACCAAUCACCUGCUCAUUGGCGUACACCAGCCAAGAACGAUGAUUCUGCUUUCACCAUGCAGUCGACUACCUGGCCGACUGUGACUGGCCAAGAAGAAGAAUCUGUUGCUGGUCGCAAUGGACGUCACAGUGCUCCACCCAUGUUGCCAAGCCCCACCAAAUGGUCACCUGAAACACAGGCUGCUCCUGCAAAGAAGAAGGCCGCUUCUGUCAAGCCAAAGGGAAAGCCCAAGGCCAAGAAAAUAUCUGCCGGUGGUGGUGAUAGUCACUUUACUGAUGGAGAGGUAUCCACCUUCUUUGACAUCCUCGACACAGCAUUUAGCUCCAGAGCUAACAAACAUCGCUUCCAGCUGAUUGUAAACAUCUCCCAUUUCACACACAGUGCUGUCAUGCAUGGAACCAGGAGCGUUCACAACAGCCGCCACCAUGGAUCCAUCAGCAGAGAACACAAAGACGUUCGUGAUGUAGUGAUCAUGAGUCCAACCAUUGUAAUACAUGGACUGCUCAUCCAAAUCUUCAUGUUUCUGGAAGGUAAGCUUCAAACCAUCCAUAACAAAUCCAACAUCACCAAGCUGGUCGUGUCGCAACUGUACAAUCUUGCAGAAAAGCUGAGCUUGUGUGGCAGAGGGCCAUUCAACGCGAGCAAGUGGGUGCUUCCCAAGAACUCUGAGCAUGCCCCGUCUACCAAAACGGAGCCAGACGUUAGCAUGAUUGGAAGUAAAGCCAAACCAUCCUUGAAGAAUGAAUUCACCUCCUCUGAAGCGAUACCAGGUCAGCACAAGCCCAACGCAAGUUUCAGCAUCAAUAAUGCGAGAUCGCCCAUGGGUGUACUUGCUCAACUGUUUGAACCUUGUGCCAUCUUGUUUUCCUGUCCAAGGGGUAUGACUGUUAAACCAAGGAGCGAACAGCUCAACAAGUUUCCGAAAGGAUGGAUGGUCAAAACCGGUUGUUGUGAUGAGAGCUUGGUUGUUGCCAGAGGCGUAUAG